This is a messenger RNA of Prunus avium (sweet cherry), 933 nucleotides long. The record is from RefSeq and is a predicted model, not a curated record. Lineage: Eukaryota; Viridiplantae; Streptophyta; Magnoliopsida; Rosales; Rosaceae.
AUGGCGUAUGAGAUUGCCCGGAUGGGGAAGUCCACUACUUUGGAGAGCUUGGUAAGAUUUUGUGAUGCAAUCGAAACUCUGUACACCAGGGACUACUUGCGUAGACCUACGCCUAGGGACCUCCAACGGCUUCUACAAAAAGCCGAAGCUCGAGGAUUUCUAGGAAUGAUUGGUAGCAUCGACUGCAUGCACUGGCAAUGGAAGAAUUGCCCAACUGCCUGGCAAGUAGAUUAUGGAAAUAGGAAAGGGCAAAAAAGUAUCAUCCUUGAAGCCGUUACUGGAUUCGAUACAUGGGUUUGGCAUGCCUUCUUCAGAGUUGCUGGAUCUCAAAACAACUUGAACGUGCUGGGUCAAUCCCCGAUGUGUAACGAUGUUUUGAGAGGUGAAGCCCCUAAUAUCACCUAUGAAAUCAACAAUACCGUCUACCAGAAUGGGUAUUAUCUAGCAGACGACAUCUACCCGAGGUGGACCACAUUUGUGAAAUCUAUCUCGCAUCCCCGAUCCAAGAAGCAAAAAUUAUUUGUUGCCUAUCAAGAAGGUUACAGAAAAGAUGUGGAGAUGUGUUUUGGUAUCUUCCAAGCCCGGUGGCUUAUUAUUAGGGGUGCUGGGUGCAUGUUUGAUGAGGAGGUGCUGAGGAGCAUAAUGAUGACUUGCAUCAUCCUUCAUUACAUGAUUGUGGAGGAUGGGUGUGAUUAUGAUGCUGUAGAGGUGUAUGAAUUGGAUCCCAUGAACACGGCAUUGACAAGAAUUUAUGAAAGGCCCAUGGGGCCAAGUGGAGAACCAUUGGAGCAUGAACCGUUGGUUAGGGAGUGCCGUUUCAUGACUCGUAUGAUUGAUCGAUAUACGGAGAUGCAAUCGUCUUAUAUUCAUGAACGACGUCAAGUUGACUUGAUGAAGCAUUUAUGGGCGGUGAAAGGCAAUGACGAUGAAUGA